This is a messenger RNA of Cannabis sativa, 1019 nucleotides long. RefSeq lists its product as uncharacterized. Bases 327 to 641 code for a protein of 104 amino acids. The transcript has 2 exons. The record is from RefSeq and is a predicted model, not a curated record. Lineage: Eukaryota; Viridiplantae; Streptophyta; Magnoliopsida; Rosales; Cannabaceae.
UACAUUUUUAUCCAUACACGGUUUUUUAAACUUUUUUAACUUUUACAUUUUUCAAUUUUACUUUUCAAAAAGUUUAAUAAUUACAAUUUUACCUUUUCCCUUCUUCCUUACACACGUACACGCACGCCACCUCAUAACUCCUUUCUUAUUUUUUUUUUUUUGAAUUUUUCAUUUAUCUGAUUCUUCCACUCUUCAAACCGAGCUUCCCACGAUCACCAUUAUCAAGCCCUAACCAAUUUCUUCUUCCCACGAUCACCUUCUCCAAGCCCUCACCCACGUUUUCCUCAACCUACAUUGUCAUCCUCCACUAUAUUUUCUCUAUAUAAAUGGCAACCACUAGAAGUGGUUCGAAAUCACCAUCUCCGGCGAAGAAAGUUUCUAAAAAAUCGAAGAAGGCUCCAACUGUUACUUCCAAAGUCGAACCUAAGAUGGGGUUAAAAAAAAUUGCUAAAAAUUUAGUGGCUGAUGUUCCAGAGACAUCGGGCACUAAGAAAAGAGCCCCUCCUGUUAAAGCCGAUGCUCCUAAGACUAAGAGAGCAAAAAUUUCCAAGUCUGCACGCGAUGUUUCCUCAGAUUCUGAUUUUGAGGAUGAAGUGCAUGGUGAGGACCAAAAGCCCAAAGUUGAAUCAAAGGUAAUUUAAAUUUGCUUGGUUUCAUUUUAUUGUGUUAAUUUUUACAUGAGCUUUUUAGGUCACUGGUUUAGGUGUUUAUUAGGAUGUUUUUAUGUUUUUUUGGUGUUCUUUAUGUAUUUCUGUCAUGUAUUGUGGUUGAUGUUGUUUUGUUGUUUUUAUUCAGUUGUUGUUUGGUUGUUGAAAAAUUGCCCAGUUCAAUUCGUAUUUUGUUACAGUUUUGAAUUGCUUUUCCCCAUUGGUUGGUUAUAUGUUUAUUGUGAAUUUGUUUUCGGUUGUUUUACACACUAUUGGUAUUGAGAAGCAUUUUACUAAUUUCAAUUGCAACAAGAUCUUUCAGUGUUGUUUAUUCUUUAGUUUUGUAUAUGUUUAUUGUCAGUUUUUUCUCGG